Molecule: messenger RNA, 8094 nt
Organism: Grammomys surdaster
Lineage: Eukaryota; Metazoa; Chordata; Mammalia; Rodentia; Muridae
Gene: Nhlrc2
Product: NHL repeat containing 2
Exons: 11
Coding region: 1-2178 (725 amino acids)
Molecular function (GO): protein binding
Source: RefSeq, a predicted model, not a curated record
AUGGCGGCCCCCGGAGCGCGCGGCGCGAGCCUCUCGGGCCUGCUGCCCGCGCAGACCUCGCUCGAGUACGCCCUGCUGGACGCCGUCACCCAGCAGGAGAAGGAUGAGCUGGUCUACCAGUAUGUGCAGAAGGUGGACGGCUGGGAGCAGGACCUAGCGGUGCCCGAGUUUCCGGAAGGAUUAGAAUGGCUGAACACAGAAGAACCUCUUUCUAUCUACAAGGACCUGUGUGGAAAAGUGGUUAUCCUUGAUUUCUUCACCUACUGCUGCAUUAACUGUAUUCAUGUGUUGCCUGAUCUCCACGCCCUGGAGAGCAGAUUCUCUGAUAAAGAUGGCCUUCUGAUUGUCGGUGUUCACUCAGCUAAGUUUCCAAAUGAAAAGGUCCUGAGCAAUAUCAAGAGUGCUAUCCUUCGAUACAACAUCACCCACCCUGUGGUUAAUGACACAGAUGCCAGCCUUUGGCAGGAGCUUGAAGUCUCUUGUUGGCCAACACUGGUCAUACUGGGACCCCGUGGAAACCUGCUGUUUUCUUUGAUUGGAGAGGGAAACAAAGAUAAACUAUUUUCAUAUACAUCUAUCGCUUUAAAGUAUUACAAAGACAAGGGACAGAUCAGAGAUGGAAGAAUUGGAAUAAAACUCUUUAAAGAGUCUCUGCCACCUUCACCAUUGCUGUUCCCUGGCAAAGUAGCGACAGACCAUGCUACUGGCCGACUGGUGGUAGCAGACACCGGGCACCACAGGAUCUUGGUCGUCCAGAAGAGUGGGCAGAUUCAGUACAGCAUUGGAGGACCUAAUCCUGGAAGGAAAGAUGGGAUGUUUUCAGAGUCGUCUUUUAAUUCUCCACAGGGUGUAGCUAUAGCAGGUAAUACCAUCUAUGUGGCCGACACUGAAAACCACCUUAUAAGAAAGAUAGACCUAGAAGCUGAGAAGGUGACCACUGUAGCUGGAGUUGGUGUUCAAGGAACAGACACAGAAGGGGGCGAGGAGGGAGACAAGCAGCCCAUCAGCUCCCCAUGGGAUGUUGUGCUUGGGACCUCAGGUUCAGAGGUCCAAAGAAAUAACAUUCUGUGGAUAGCCAUGGCGGGGACUCAUCAGAUAUGGGCACUUUUCCUGGACUCUGGCACACUGCCAAAGAAAAGUGACCUAAAAAAAGGAACCUGCCUUCGUUUUGCUGGAAGUGGAAAUGAAGAAAACCGAAACAACGCAUAUCCUCACAAGGCAGGCUUUGCCCAGCCGUCAGGCCUCGCUCUCGCCUCAGAAGAGCCCUGGAACUGCCUUUUUGUGGCCGACAGCGAGAGCAGCACCGUGAGGACCGUCUCGCUGAAAGAUGGAGCCGUGAAGCACCUUGUAGGCGGAGAGCGAGACCCCAUGAAUUUAUUUGCUUUUGGUGAUGUUGAUGGAGUAGGCAUCAGUGCGAAGCUUCAGCAUCCACUUGGGGUCGCCUGGGACGAGGAGCGGCGUCUGCUCUAUGUGGCGGACUCCUAUAACCACAAGAUUAAAGUUGUGGAUCCAAAAACAAAAGGCUGUAAAACGCUGGCGGGGACUGGAGAUGCCAAAGACACCAGUUCUAGUUUUGCGGAGUCAGCCUUUAAUGAGCCCGGAGGCCUCUGUAUCGGUGAGGGUGGCCAACUGUUGUAUGUAGCAGACACUAAUAAUCACCAAAUUAAAGUAAUGGAUUUAGAAGCAAGAACAGUUUCUGUGCUCCCAGUCUUCAAGUCUGACAGUGCUGUGGUAGACGGCUCCUUCCCUAGAGAGAAACAGAAGCCAGUGCCCACGGUGCCGAGGUCUGCUCCGAGCAUUAGCCUCCCCCCUGUGACGGUGCAUCCUGGCCAGGCUCUGCAGCUCAAGCUCAAGCUGGAGCUUCCAUCAGGGGCAAAGCUGACCGAAGGCGCACCUAGCUGCUGGUUCCUGAGAGCUGAAGGCAAUGAAUGGCUUCUUCAAGAACAAGUCCCAUCUGGAGACAUAGAGAAUAUUUCCAAUCAACCGGCCAUCUCCCUGCAGAUUCCUACCGAUUGCUUGUCACUGGAGGCUGUGGUGUCUGUCGUCGUGCUUCUUUAUUACUGCAGUGCAGACAGCAGUGCGUGCAUGAUGAAGGGAGUGGUAUUUAGGCAGCCUUUGCAGAUAGCCAGCACCCAGCCAGCUUGUGCAGCUCCUGUAGAGCUCACACAUGUGUUCUAGAAAGCCAGCCAGCCCUCAGCACAGGCCCUGUCCAUCCUGCCGUUCGCUCAGUUGUAACAACUGAUACCAAAAUAAAGCUGUGCUCCUUAUUAAUAUUUUAAUUCUAAACAAAUGUCUUCAUUUUAGCUGUGCUGGCCGAGUCAUUGACCAUCAUUAAAACACAGCACUGUAAGCUUGGCUGUUAUUGACACAAGGUGACAGUCCAUGUUCUAUCAGAGAAUAUUAUAUAUGUAGUCGAAACUAAUCAUGCCAGAUAGUUUAAACAACUUCUUCUGCCUUUAUCAGUGGCAGUCAGCCAUUCCAUGUGUAAAUUUCCAGUAACUGUAGACAGGCCUAAGCUGGGCACCUUUGUAUCAGGACACCUGCCAGUUAGUGUCUGAGGUCUGCUUAAAACCAGAACAAAACGUUGUCAUUCAGUAGAAGCUUAGCGAGACUAGGAAUAGUUAUCGCCUGUGAUUUUUCUCACUUGAGAUAUUUUUAAAAGAGAGUUUUAAUCUAUUUUUAUUAUAAAUUAUUUGUUUUAAUGUUCCAUUAUUAAUGCCUUAUAACUUUAUAUAAAAAAGAAAAGUAUAUAGACUUUCUAAGGGCAUGCAGCUAUUUUUUAAUGAGCAUAUUCCUAGCAGGCAAUGUCGAGAUCCCCAGAGACAUGCUGACUUUUGGGGUUGGCCGGAGCCUCUGCUGCUUUACUGUGUGUGAUAGUUUAUUGUAAUGGCUGGGCUUGAUGUCAGUCAGCACUGUGUUAGUUUGGAAAUCCACAUUUCAGUUUUAAGAGUUAAGUAACAGAAUUGUUGGGUUUGAGAUUUUUGUUACUAUUUUGGUUCCCAUAUUUAGAAUUUAAAUUAUGAUCAUUAAUUCUGAUAUUUUGAAAAAUCACAUGUAAACCUUUAAUUUGCUAUUCUCAGUGUAAAAUAUUUUAAUGUAAUUGACAGGUAUAGUUAUACUAUUAUACUCCCAUUUAAAAUAUUAGGGCUGACACACACAGUGAUUUACUGAUACUGUUUUGGUAUUUGUUUUCUUUAAGCCCAAGAAACAGCACUGGAAGGGAUUUUGGAGAGGUUUGGUUUUCACUGUUACUUUAAGUAUCAUAGGUUAUUAUCAUAACUGUUUAAGAGCCUUGAUUUUCUAAAGCUGAGUCAACAUAUUUUUUACUAAGAUUAUAAGAUUUCAGAAGCAUUAUUUGAGCCCUGCCUAUAAAUUCAAUGAGUAUCUAUCUGUAAACGCUGCCUCCCUUCCCUCCACAGAAGUACUAGAUUUGAAGUGCAGUCAUUUAAGCAUAGUCUUCCCUAUUUACUGAUUGAUUUUUGAAGUAGUUCUUUGAUAGAUAACAUUUGCUUGUUUUAUUGUUCAGUUAGUUAAAAAAAAAAUCUGAAGUAAAAACUUCAUGACUUCAAUUAGUAACUUGCAAAAGCUCUUUCUCAGGAGCAGUGUGAACGUAAAAGGGAAGGGAUCUUGUUUAGAGUUACACGUGGUUACCUCAGAAGCCUUUGCCUCUAGAACCAACCAGAGCAGAGGUUCUGCCGCUCCAGUGUGACGGUCUGUGGUGAGGGCGGGGAGAGCGUUCCGGCCCUGUGGAUGGGUUGGAUUCUGCAUUUCCAGUUGGACAGGAUGAGAAUAUUUUGGCUCAGUCAUUUCCUGUUUGAGGACAUAAACAGUUUUACUCUGUAAAACAGGGUUUAUACAGUUUAACUUGUGCGGUAAUUACUUUUCACUCUGAGAACACAAGCAUGGGUUCUGUAGUUGGAAUCCCUUGGUCCCCUUUGCCUGGGUAGGCUAUUCCUUGAGUCUUGAGGGACUGAGAGGAUCUCGAAGCUGCACAGGGGCUGUACCCCCCCACCCCACCCCGUCCCUCCUCUCCACACUGCUGCUCACAUUAGAGUGUUAGUGCUGAAGGACGCAGAAAACCCCAAGUGAGCCGAGUACAUGGUUUUCUAGGAUCAGGAGUGACACAGAGUCUGACAGGGAGAAACAUUGCAGAAUUUAGUUGUAACACUUCUGGAGUUGCAGUGCCUUGUGUUUUCUUUGAGAGCUUUUUAGUUGUUCUGUGACCUGCCUGCCUUGGGGCUCACACACUAAGAGAAGUUAUUGGACCUGUUGUUUGCAGUGUUGGACAUUUGGGGGACACAAUGCAAACAUGUAACUAUAGUUUUCCACAUACAGGGUUGGCUGUGUCUAGCCAUUGAAAAGUCUCCAGCUUAGAUCUUGCCUUUGGAAUGGUGGUGCUUAAGACCAGUCACCAGAGAUUAGAGGUGUUAACUCAUUUGGAAGGUGUUUCUUUGGCAUGUGCAGAGGCCCUGGGUUCAAUCCUCGGGGGUGGGUGGGGGGAAUUAAAUCAUGGAAAGCUAAGUUUUGUAGUGAGCAGUGACAUAAAGCCACAUGCAGGGACCGUGUCACUGGAGCUCACGCUCUCACUGAAGUUCUGCCUCUGUGGUCUCCGUGGUCAGUACUGUAGAGGGUAAUCUAAGCUUCUCCGAGGUACAAGAUAAUCUGAAUUGUAAGCUUUUCUAAAGCCAUGUCUAGUACCAAAGAUGGCGGUCUGCUUUACAGUCCUUUCAUUUACCAGUUUCCUUUAAAGUUCAGGUUGGUGAGGACAGGGAUAAUUAUGCUAUUUUCUUGUUUAGCACAGUCUACUGGCAGGAGUAUAGACUCUAGCUGAGUCCAGCCCUGUAACGCCAGGCUGCUGUACCAAGCCCGGGCUUGCUGCCAGGCUUCAGUGAAGUGCUCACCCGGCAUUUAGCAUGGAGUAAUUUAUGAACUGCCACUUAUCAGUUUAGUUACUAAUAAUGACAAUAAUUUAUGGCCACAGACAUGGGCUUGACAUUUUCUUCACAAUUCCAGUUUCUAAAGCAAAAUAUUUCUCCACCAUUUGACAUGUUGGUAGUCCCAGUACAAUCUGGGCUGAAGAAGAAAAAGAACACUUUAUGGUAGAAUGUAUUACUGUUUCAUAAAAAAUAUUGUUUCUAAAGAAGCACCUCUCUACUAUAUUGAAUUAUUUGAAAAGUCCUUCUGGAACUUUAAUGAAUACAUUUUUUUUCAUAGAGGAUCCAGACUUAGCUGGAGACACAAUACACUCUUAACAUCUUGUAAGAAUCUUCAGAUUAUAACCUACGUACCCUAGGGUGGUGCUCCCACCCUGGGGUGGUGCUCCCUGCAACCUUCAGAGUACUUGAGAAUAAUAUUACAGACUAGGUAGGUGUGCAUGUUCCAGAAAAGGAAGCUGCUUUGGCAUGUUGGUAGCCUGUCUGGAGGUCAGGAAGCUCCUCGGAUAGUGCAGCGCCUAGAACAGAACCUAGUAUGCAGGUGCUGGGUGUCCUUGCUGACUCAAGUGUGGCCAUGAGCAGCAGAGCUUGACUGAGGCUCUCCUACAGAAUGGAAAGUGGUACCCACCCCGGCCUCCAGGACGAGGGGAAGGUGGGGACCCACCCCAGGCCUGCAGGGCGAUGGUGGAAGGAUGCUUACAUUCUUUGAGUUCUUGCCACUGGCUGGUUCUUUCCAAGUACUUUGUGGGUGCUGACCACAUGCAAUCCUCACAACAGCCUUAGGAUGGAGGAUGGUCCUUUCUCCUUGAAGCCAGGCCUUGAGCAGUUACCUCAGCAAUCAAGACCAUGCACUGAGGAAGUGGCAGAGCCUGGACAGUCGUCUGCACCACUGCCUGCUCCAUUGCCUCUCAGACUUUUGAGUUCACAUAUUUCAUACCUUUAUGGAGUAACAUCAAUCUAGAGGACUCCAGGAACCCUGGGAAUGAUUGUUUAUGAAAUUCAUUUAGAUUCAUUAAAGCCCACUUCUCAUAGAUUCUUAUCAUCUGGGCCUUGGAACGGUAUAUAUAGAUAAUCAUUGGUUCCCAGAGAAUUUUCUGGGCCCUUAAUUUCAGUAACUAUCCUGUUUUUUCUGGGCAGGAAUAUGUGUAGACAUCCCAGUUAGUUCAACAGGACUGUCCGAGCAGCCCGUCAUAAGAUCAUGGCUGGUGCAGGCCUUGAGAAGUCUGCCCAUAUCUGACACAAUGUGUUUUGUGAAGCAAGGUGAGGUGUGGAAGAGUAAGGCCCUCUGCCUUCCUGCAGCCUUAGUGAUCUGGUGCGCAUGCACCCCAGUGACUCAGGAAUUGUUCCCGAAAUCAGCGUGGCAGUGUGAGAGAGAGAGAGUGCCGUAUGGAUGCCAGUGGUGGUUUUUAGAAGCAUCCCAGUUCUGCAUCUGUUCGUUGUGAAAUAGCGAGAUCGUGAAGCAGUACUGGGGUUCAGUGAGGAGCACACUGCGUGUGUCAGAAAUGCCAUCUGAUCUUGACCAAGUGACAGAGGUCAUAUACCUUGAGGCAGAUCUCAGUGCUAAUCACGAAGAUUGCUUUUUCCACCUGUGUUUCAAAGCUGAUGUGAAGAAUUAGCACUCACCCGAGUCACUGUUUUACCCUGGCUUAAUAAAGUUUUCUUCUCUCCAGUUUCUUUGCAGUAGGGUAAUAGACAGGUCAUAAAAGUUAGAGACUUGGUAAUCAAGCCAUGUGGCAUUCUGUGACUAAUCAACCUUGUCUCCUGCUUGUGCCGACUUCUGUGGGCUGGUGUCACAGCUCUUGGGUGGCCGCUAUGGGCACACAGACUGGGCCAGAAUAGGACACAGCCCUGCCUGCAGGCUUUACUAGAAUAACUUUUGCCAUAGUGUGGUGCUUUGGUUUAAUCAUUGUCAGGGGUUAGAGUUGGAAAGCUAAAACCCUAGAUGCCUGUGGAAUGUGUGGCUAAGUGUAGUUACUCAUUGUCUGGUGUGUCCUUUCCUCCCCUUGUACGUCCCUCCCGUGUGCCUGUGAACACUGUUCUUCACAGCCUCCUGACCCUCUUCACAGCCUCCUGACCCAAAGGAAAGAACCACAAGUACUUUCCAAUACACCUCCACCGUGCCCACCUCAGCCGUGGGUUAAAAAUGAGCACUGACCUACACACUGUACCAGGCGUAUUCUGUGUCUGGCCUGGCUCAGAACUGGACACGAGCAGUACUGCUCAUUUAAAGUGAAAUCUGAAGCUGUAAGUAUGGUCCUCCAUACGUUGCUGAGUUUCAGAUUUCCACUUGAAAUAAAACAAAAGGGAGUUGAAGACCCACCCUCUGAGACACAGACAAUGUAAAGAGAAUUUCUAUUAUUUGGUACCUAGUUUCAUGAGAAAAUAUGUUGAGAUAAAUAAGAUAAAACAAUAAAUUAUAUCAGCGGGGGUGAAAAUGCAUAAGUUCCUAGCAUAGCCAUUGAGGUACUCAAAUGGGGAUGUGUUGCACUGAGUAUUUUCCUAAAAUUUCUUGUAACUUCUCAGUUUUCUAUAGCAGGGAACAGGACCCUGUGUGACUUCAGAUUGGCUUCUCUUUGAAGUAAGGCUUCCUCGCUGUAUGUACACGGGCUGAUGGCAUAGCUUUAGGUCCCUUUGUAGGAAACACCGUUACUGCCAUUAGUUACUUUAUGCCUGCUAUGGAGUUAAGACCUCCGUCAGUCUGUCACUCCUUCACGGUAUGCUUCAUAAACGAUCACAUUAGAGACUCUUCCCAUCUGGUGUGGAUAAAUGAUGUCACUUAGCUUGUGGCCCUAGAGGUGGUCCUCCGUGAUGACAUUGUGCCUAAGCAAUGCAGUGAAAAUCUAAUGUACAAGUUCAGACACUGGUAAUUCUAGACAUAUUUUAGUCCUGAAAGAAUUUCCUUGCUAUGCAUGUCAAACUGUUUGUAGAUGGAUUAAUAUAUUUUUAUGCAAUGUAUUUUUACACUUAUUUCUAGAUCAAACUCUUCAGCGGCUUCUUCAAGUGCAUUAUUGGCUAAGAGCCUGACAGCUUCACUAGCCCAGGAGGCUGGAGCUGAGGAUCUGGGAAGCACGAGUGUGUCUCUACUGUACUGCAAACUAGAGCUCUUCCAAAGCUUUGUACUUGUUUUUCACAAAACAGAUUAAAUAUUUUUCUCUCCAGA